GAUGAGCCGCCCGGCGCCCGCCGCCGAGCCCGUGUGGGAGCGGCCCUGGUCGGUGGAGGAGAUCCGUGGCAGCAGCCAGAACUGGUCGCUGGCGGCCGACGCGGGCCUAUUGCAGUUUCUACAGGAAUUCUCACAGCAGACUAUCUCUAGGACACAUGAAAUCAAGAAACAGGUGGAUGGACUAAUUCGGGAGACCAAAGCAACCCACUGUCGCCUGCACAAUGUCUUCAAUGACUUCCUCAUGCUGUCUAAUACCCAGUUCAUUGAGAAUCGUGUGUAUGAUGAAGAAGUGGAGGAGCCGGUGCUCAAGGCUGAGGCAGACAAAACAGAACAGGAGAAAACCAAAGAACAGAAAGAAGUAGAUCUGAUCCCCAAAGUUCAGGAGGCUGUGAACUAUGGGCUGCAGGUCCUGGACAGUGCAUUUGAGCAACUUGACAUCAAAGCUGGGAACUCGGACUCUGAGGAAGAAGAUGCCAACGAGCGGGUGGAACUGAUCCUCGAGCCAAAGGAUCUCUACAUUGAUCGUCCUCUACCCUAUCUCAUCGGGUCGAAGCUCUUUAUGGAACAGGAAGACGUGGGGCUUGGAGAACUGUCCAGUGAAGAAGGCUCCGUAGGCAGUGACCGUGGCAGUAUUGUGGACAGUGAAGAAGAGAAAGGAGAGGAGGAUUCAGAUGAAGAUUUUGCCAAUCAUAGUGACAAUGAUCAACACCAGCAGGUUUUUCCUUAUGUGGAAUCAACUGUCAAGCACACCACACAAAUGAGUGAUGAAGAAGAGGAUGAGGAUGGGGACCUUUUUGCCGACUCUGAGAAGGAGGAGGGUCUUGAGGGCGCCGAAGAAAGCGCUAAGCCUAAAAGGCCUACAUCUUUUGCUGAUGAACUGGUGGCUCGAAUCAAAGGUGAUGCCUCAAGCCGGCCUGAAGAGGAGCAGACAGAUACGAAAGCCCGGAAGACAGUGAAAGAGAAGAAGGACAGGAAAACACCUUCCGAUGAUGAAGAAGACAUCUUAUUCGCUCCCCCCAAGUUGACGGAUGAAGAUUUCUCUCCAUUUGGCUCCAGAGGUGGCCUGUUCAGUGGAGGGCAGGGCCUUUUUGAUGAUGAAGAUGAAGAGAGUGACCUCUUCAGGGAAGCUCCCCAGGACCGUCAAGCACAAGGCACUGUUGGUCCAGAGUCUUCAUCUUCCAAACCUGGAAAGAAAAUCCCAGCAGGAGCUGUUUCUGUAUUUCUAGGAGACACUGACGUGUUUGGGGUCACGGCUGCCCCAUCACUAAAUGAGCCCCAGAAACAAGAGCAGCCCACUCCAGGGAAGAGCCCACACCUGCCGACUCCUUCUGGCCUCUUCGAUGACGACGAUGAUGAUGAUGACUUUUUUGUGGCCUCUGCUAGCAAACCUCCCAAAACCGAUAAAGUGAAGCCCACAGCCACCAUCUUUGAUGAGGAGGAAGGAGAUCUAUUCGAAGAAAAAGUGACAGCUCUGCCCGGAGCUACUGUGCAUCAGACAGACGAAAACAGGACAAGGGCAGAGAAACCGAUUACCUUACCUUCCAGCAAAAAUACCCAGCUCUUGUCGGAAACAAAGACUCAAAAAGGUUUAUUUUCAGAUGAGGAAGACUCUGAGGAUUUGUUUUCUCAGAAUGUGAGUAAGCCAAAAAGUGCUUCACUUCUGCCCAGCAAACUACCUGCAUCGGUCUCCCUUUUCAGUGAUGAAGAUGAAGAGGAUAACCUUUUUGGUGCUGUAGCUGCUAAGAAGCAGACAUCCCUACAACCUCAGAGCCAAGAGAAAGCUAAACCCUCAGAGCAGUCCAAAAAGACAGCGUCUGCCUUGUUGUUCAGCAGUGAUGAGGAGGACCAAUGGAAUAUUACUGAUUCAGAGACCAAGUCAGCACCUGAUAGCAGGCCCAAAGGGGAACUCAGGGACUCGGGAACCAUCCAAGGCCAACAGGUUAAGGCUGUUAAGAAAACCAGUCUUUUUGAGGAAGAUGACGAUGAAGAUGAUCUGUUUGCUAUUGCCAAGGACAGUCAGAAGAAGACCCAGAGGGCUUCACUCCUCUUUGAAGAUGAUGCGGACAGCGGGAGCUCUCUGUUUGGCUCUCCUCCUGUGUCUGCUCCUCCUGCAACAAAGAAAAAAGAGACCAUCUCUGAGGUGCCACCUUUGCUGUUCAGUGAUGAAGAGAAAGAGGCGCCCUUUGGAGUGAAAGCUGUAGAUAAGAAGGCCGAGAAUGCCAAAGUGUCCUCAGAGCUCGGGAGAGGCGACGCGGUUGAGGCCACGAAGAAGGAAGGAAUUUUGACUAUAUCUGCCCAGGAAGCAAUUGGGCAUUCUGAUUUAUUUUCUUCCUCCCUACUGGGUAAAGGAACCAAAGGUAGAAGUAAAACAGUUCUUAGCUUGUUUGAUGAGGAAGAGAGUACAGUGGAGGAUGAAAACACCAUGUCUGCACCACACAGCGAACUCGAAAAGAGUGCCACUACCGAUGCCCGUCCCAAGAGCACAGGUGUCUUUCAGGAUGAAGAGCUCCUUUUCAGCCACAAGCUCCAAAAGGACAAUGACCCCGAUGUUGACCUUUUUGCUGGCACCAAAAAAUCCAGGUUGUCAGUGCCAAGUGGCGGGAGUCUGUUUGGUGAGGAUGAAGAUGAUGAUCUCUUCAGCUCUGCCAAGACCCAGCCUUUGGUACCAGAAAAAAAGAGUACAAUGAAAAGAGAUCACCAUGUUUCUUCUUUCAAGAACCAGACAUGCCCAGAAUCUACUGAAGGUGGCAAAGAAAAAAGCACAUGGAAACCAGAAGCAUCACAGGAUUCAUCAGGUCCCGCUCCAUUUAAAACCAAAGAGCCAUCCACUCGCAUCGGGAAGCUACAAGCAAACUUAGCCAUUAACCCAGCGACCUUGCUGCCCUCAGCGGCUCCCCAGGUCUUGGGAGCAAAGUCCAUUUCACCUGACCCGGCUUUUCCUUCAUCGGAACCUGGAAGGAGUCACAGUGUGGAAAGUGUGCCCACUCUUCCUGGGAGUGGGGAGGCUGGUGUGAGUUUUGACCUUCCAGCCCAGGCAGACACUUUACACAGUGCCAACAAGAGCCGAGUGAAAGUGAGAGGGAAGCGCAGACCACAGACCCGUGCAGCCAGGCGGCUGGCUGCCCAGGAGUCCGGUGAGGCUGAGGACAUGGGUGUCUCCAGAGGACACAUUGCACAGCUGGCAGAAUGCGCUCUUUCGACAAAUGAUGAUUACCCUCAGCUGCAGCCCCAAGCAGCCAGUGGAGAAGUUGGCUCUGGGGAGGCCAUGGCAGGAGUUGCACCACCAUGGGAAAGUGGUCCUGUGUCUCCACUGGACAGAAGCCCCUUUACAAGGUCUCUGGGUCAGUCUGGAAGUGAGACUGACCUGUUUGAUUCUGGGGAUCUCUUCUCCAGGAACACGCCAUCACAGUUCACAGAGAGAACAAAAACCAGAGGGAAGGCAGCAGAGACCCUGGGCCAGCCACCAGGGGCCAGCAAAGAAAAGAGCCUUCUGUUUCCUGCUCCCAAGGAGGCCAGCAGUGCCGAUGAUCUCUUCCAGGCUGUUAAGCCAAGACCAACAAAGAAAACCAAUCCCUUUCCCUUCCUGGAAGACGAGGAUGAUCUCUUUGCAGAUCAGAAAAGCAAGAAGAGUGAGUUGAAAUCCAGUAGUCAUCAGGAAGUCCUAUCAAAAACACAAGAUAUUUUUGAGGAUGACAUAUUUGCUACAGAAGCAAUUAAACCCCCUCAAAAGAAAAGAGAGAAGGAGAAAACUUCGGAAUCCAACUUAUUUGAUGAUAACAUUGAUAUCUUCGCCGACCUAACUGUAAAACCAAAAGAAAAGUCCAAAAAGAAAAUGGAGGCCAAGUCUAUAUUUGACGAUGAUAUGGAUGAUAUCUUCUCCUCUGGUCUCCAGCCUAAGACAACCAAACCAAAAAGCCGAUCUGCACAGGCAGCAUCUGAGACGAGAGCUGAACACAAGGCAUCCAACAUAUUUGAUGACCCCCUGAAUGCCUUUGGAGGCCAGUAGAGCACGCAGGGUAUCCGUAGUUUCCCCUUCCACUUUGCCCUUCAGCUCGCGACUGUCUUCUACAUUCCCUGUCUUAACUGGAUUACAGAAAGGAAAUACCGAAACACCUGUUUCACCUUUUACCUGAUGUAGUCAAUAUUUUUCUGCACUGAUUUUAAUUAUGCUUAAUACUAUAAAACAAACAUAAAUGUUU
Jaculus jaculus (lesser Egyptian jerboa) is the source of this 4199-nucleotide messenger RNA. RefSeq names its product WASH complex subunit 2C (gene Washc2c). Gene Ontology annotation, cellular component: early endosome; WASH complex. Lineage: Eukaryota; Metazoa; Chordata; Mammalia; Rodentia; Dipodidae. The record is from RefSeq and is a predicted model, not a curated record. The transcript is spliced from 31 exons. Gene Ontology annotation, molecular function: retromer complex binding; phosphatidylinositol phosphate binding. Gene Ontology annotation, biological process: protein localization to endosome; retrograde transport, endosome to Golgi. The coding region runs from base 2 to 4006 and encodes 1334 amino acids.